AUGCUCCGCCCGCGAGAGGACCAACGCGGCGAUCUUCAGCCCCUCUCCGUGACCACCGGCCAGGCGCUCGUCUUGCUUCUUGCUGCUGUGACCGAUCGCCAAGCAUUGCGGGUCCAGAGAGGAUCUAAAGUUGGUGAACUCCGCACUGCCUUGAGGCUUGUUGAAGCGAAUAUAUCCCAAGAUCCUCCGGACCAGGGGCCCUCCGCCGCCCCCGCCGAAGGGUGGCUGCAACCCCUCCACGACAAUCGUGAUGGCGUCCGACGUUGCCGACACCCGGGGGGCAAACUCGAGCAGACUGAUCGAGUGGGUCUGGAGGAUGGCGUCCUUCCUGCGCGCAGAUCUCAGCGCCCCACCCACCAGGCGGGAAAACUCCAGGGCAGCACGUCAACGACAGGGACUUACCAGUUUUGA
This is a messenger RNA of Aspergillus oryzae RIB40, 411 nucleotides long. RefSeq lists its product as uncharacterized. The record is from RefSeq and is a predicted model, not a curated record. The transcript has a single exon. Lineage: Eukaryota; Fungi; Ascomycota; Eurotiomycetes; Eurotiales; Aspergillaceae. Bases 1 to 411 code for a protein of 136 amino acids.